This is a messenger RNA of Gryllus bimaculatus (two-spotted cricket), 435 nucleotides long. NCBI's taxonomy places the organism in Eukaryota, Metazoa, Arthropoda, Insecta, Orthoptera, Gryllidae. The record is from the annotation of a GenBank genome assembly.
AUGAAACUACAGCCUUCGACUCUUGAUAAGGUCAGGAGUGGGGAAACAGGUUCUUCCGGGUGGCUUGUGCCCGCCCCUCUGCCGCGCCGCGCCGCGCCCCUCGUGCUCAGUCGGCGCGCCGGGGCGAUGGGCGACCGUUGGCCCGCGGUCGUGCGCGAGGUGCUGUGCGAGGACAAGGCGGUGCUGGCGGACCUUCCCUGCUACACGGAGCCCGCGUUCGCCGCGGAACAAGUUCAGCAGGCUGGCGCCGACAAGGAGAAGGGCGCAGGCGCCGACGGCCGCGUGCUGGGCGCGGGCGAGAAGCGGAAGGCCGAAGACGGAGAGCCCGGCCGCGACCUCAAGAAGGUUGGAGGAGGGGCAAUUCUGGAUCUCCUAACCACCUGCACCAAUGCCAACAUUGUUUCGAACUGUAUUGAUACUCUAUGUUCCUCCUGA